This is a messenger RNA of Suncus etruscus (white-toothed pygmy shrew), 1900 nucleotides long. It is a transcript of the gene FZD9, whose product is annotated as frizzled class receptor 9. The transcript has a single exon. Lineage: Eukaryota; Metazoa; Chordata; Mammalia; Eulipotyphla; Soricidae. Gene Ontology annotation, cellular component: plasma membrane. Gene Ontology annotation, biological process: non-canonical Wnt signaling pathway; canonical Wnt signaling pathway. Bases 87 to 1757 code for a protein of 556 amino acids. Gene Ontology annotation, molecular function: Wnt receptor activity; Wnt-protein binding. The record is from RefSeq and is a predicted model, not a curated record.
CGGCGGGCGCCGCGGCGCUGGAGAUCGGCCGCUUCGACCCCGAGCGCGGGCGCGGGCCGGCGCCGUGCCAGGCGGUGGCGAUCCCCAUGUGCCGCGGCAUCGGCUACAACCUGACCCGCCUGCCCAACCUGCUGGGCCACACGUCGCAGGGCGAGGCGGCCGCCGAGCUGGCCGAGUUCGCGCCGCUCGUGCAGUACGGCUGCCACCGGCACCUGCGCUUCUUCCUCUGCUCGCUCUACGCGCCCAUGUGCACCGACCAGGUCUCCACGCCCAUCCCCGCCUGCCGGCCCAUGUGCGAGCAGGCGCGGCAACGCUGCGCGCCCAUCAUGGAGCAGUUCAACUUCGGCUGGCCCGACUCGCUCGACUGCGCGCGGCUGCCCACGCGCAACGACCCGCACGCGCUGUGCAUCGAGGCGCCCGAGAACGCCACGGCGGGCCCCGCCGAGCCGCACAAGGGUCUGGGCAUGCUGCCCGUGGCGCCCCGGCCCGCAAGGCCCCCCGCCGGCGGCGACGAUGCCAUUCCCGGCCCCGGCGGCGUGGGCGGCGGCAGCAGCGGGGGCGGCUCCUGCGAGAACCCCGAGAAGUUCCAGUACGUGGAGAAGAGUCGCUCGUGCGCCCCGCGCUGCGCCCCGGGCGUCGAGGUGUUCUGGUCGCGGCGGGAUAAGGACUUCGCGCUGGUCUGGAUGGCCGUGUGGUCGGCGCUCUGCUUCUUCUCCACCGCCUUCACCGUGCUCACCUUCCUGCUGGAGCCGCACCGCUUCCAGUACCCCGAGCGCCCCAUCAUCUUCCUCUCCAUGUGCUACAACAUCUACUCGCUGGCCUUCCUCAUCCGCGCCGUGGCCGGGGCGCAGAGCGUGGCGUGCGACCAGGAGGCCGGCGCGCUCUACGUGAUCCAGGAGGGCCUGGAGAACACGGGCUGCACCCUGGUCUUCCUGCUGCUCUACUACUUCGGCAUGGCCAGCUCGCUCUGGUGGGUGGUCCUGACGCUCACCUGGUUCCUGGCGGCGGGCAAGAAGUGGGGCCACGAGGCCAUCGAGGCCCACGGCAGCUACUUCCACCUGGCCGCCUGGGGCCUGCCCGCGCUCAAGACCAUCGUCAUCCUGACGCUGCGCAAGGUGGCCGGGGACGAGCUCACGGGGCUCUGCUACGUGGCCAGCAUGGACGGGGCGGCCCUCACGGGCUUCGUGCUGGUGCCCCUGUCCUGCUACCUAGUGCUGGGCACCAGCUUCCUCCUCACGGGCUUCGUGGCUCUCUUCCACAUCCGCAAGAUCAUGAAGACCGGAGGCACCAACACCGAGAAGCUGGAGAAGCUCAUGGUCAAGAUCGGGGUGUUCUCCAUCCUGUACACGGUGCCUGCCACCUGCGUCAUCGUGUGCUACGUCUACGAGCGCCUCAACAUGGACUUCUGGCACCUGCGGGCCACCGAGCAGCCGUGCACCGUGGGCCCCGUGCCGGGCGGCCGCAGGGACUGCUCGCUGCAAGGCGGCUCUGUGCCCACCGUGGCCGUCUUCAUGCUCAAGAUCUUCAUGUCGCUGGUGGUGGGCAUCACCAGCGGCGUGUGGGUGUGGAGCUCCAAGACGUUUCAGACCUGGCAGAGUCUGUGCCACCGCAAGAUGGCAGCUGGCCGGGCCAGAGCCAAGGCCUGCAGGGCCCCUGGGAGCUAUGGCCGCGGCCCCCACUGCCAUUAUAAGGCCCCCACUGUGGUCUUGCACAUGACUAAGACAGACCUCUCUCUGGAGAACCCCACACAUCUCUAGGGACAUGGGGCGCCCCCGGGCGGCUGUUGCCCUCAGCCAGGCCCCCCCCUCCGGAGGAGACAGCUGACUAGCAGCUGUCCAGCUGCCAAGACAGGCAAGUGAGUGCUCGGGGCCCCGGAAUCGGGUGGGGUGGGGAAAUGCCU